Molecule: messenger RNA, 1329 nt
Organism: Purpureocillium takamizusanense
Lineage: Eukaryota; Fungi; Ascomycota; Sordariomycetes; Hypocreales; Ophiocordycipitaceae
Gene: ETF1
Product: Electron transfer flavoprotein alpha-subunit
Exons: 2
Coding region: 241-1266 (341 amino acids)
Cellular component (GO): mitochondrion
Molecular function (GO): electron transfer activity; flavin adenine dinucleotide binding
Source: RefSeq, a predicted model, not a curated record
CCGGAUUAUUGCGGGCGCAGGGCACACGGUCCCGAGCACCGCUGGGGCCGAUGACGGUGUCGUAGCGCCGAGACCUCGGGCCGCGUCCACCCGGACUUCUUCGAGUCUGUGACCACGCCACCUGCUCAAGUCCAAGAUCACGGAUCCGACCAAUUCCUCUUCUUGUCGACGAGGGCGACGGCGAGUACAGCUAUCAAUUGACGCCCGCUGCUCGCCCGCUCAUCAUCUGCACCACGCAACAUGCUUUUUGCCGCGAGACGGGCCCUGCUGGGGCGGGCCUCGUUGUCCAUCAACUGCCGUGGCCGUCCCGGCCACUUUCUGUCCACGCUGGCCAUCCUUGAGCAGCGCGAUGGCCAGCUGAAUGCUGGCUCGCUGAGCGCAUUCACCGCGGCAAAGAAGCUUGGCGGGACUGUUCACGGCUUCAUUGCAGGCAGCUCCAUCGCCGCUGCCGCUGCCCAGGCCGCCAAGGUGGAGGGUGUUGAGCAGAUUGUCACUGUUGAGAACGACGCAUACGAGAAGGGCCUUCCUGAGAGCUAUGCCCCGUUGCUGGUCGAGAACAUCAAGAAGGGCAACUACACACACGUUGUUGGCGGCCACACGGCAUUCGGCAAGAAUGUGCUGCCCCGGGUUGCCGCCCUCCUAGACUCGCAGCAGAUAUCGGACAUCACCGGCAUUCAGGACGAAAAGACAUUUGUCCGUCCCAUCUACGCUGGCAAUGCCAUUGCUACAGUCGAGUCGUCAGACGCCGUCAAGGUCAUCACAAUCCGAGGGACGGCUUUCGCGCCAGCCACGGCCGAAGCCGGAUCCGCCUCCAUCGUACCGGGGGCUGAUCCCAAGGCUGGCUCGACUACGGAGUGGCUGUCUGAGGACCUUGCUAAAUCUGACCGCCCGGACCUGGCAACGGCCAGCAAAGUCGUCUCCGGUGGACGCGGUCUCAAGUCCAAGGAGGAGUUUGACAAGGUCAUGCUACCCCUUGCCGAUGCCUUGGGGGCCGCCGUCGGUGCUUCACGAGCUGCCGUCGAUAGUGGUUACGCGGACAAUAGCCUUCAGGUGGGACAGACCGGCAAGGUCGUUGCCCCUCAGCUCUACAUGGCUGUUGGAAUCUCCGGCGCAAUCCAGCAUCUCGCAGGCAUGAAGGACAGCAAAGUGAUCGCGGCCAUCAACAAGGAUGCGGACGCGCCUAUUUUCCAGGUGGCGGAUGUUGGCUUGGUCGGCGACUUGUUCGAGAAGGUUCCUGAACUGACCGAGAAGGUCAAGAGCUCUUGAACGUGGCGUGGCGUUUAACGUGGGUCGUAAUACUAUUACAUCACAUGCACAUAUAUGUCGGGC